CUGGAAUGAGAAGCAGGAGCGAAUGAAGGAAUCCACACUGCUUGGUUCCAUUUUCAGCCAUGCUGUGUGAAUUUAGCCUGUGUGUCCAUCUCUCAGGACCGGGUUGGUUUGUGUGGGGUUCACUAGCUGGUACUGUUCUUUCCCUUCCCACAUGGACUUUGCUCUUUGCAAACAGAAGAACGGGCAAGGCAUUUAUGGCUGGGAGACAUUUCCUUGCUGUUUGGGCGUAUUCUCUUUUCAGCUUCAAGCUGCCCAACCUGCCCUGUGUUGAAGGGAGGGCUGAGGGGUGGCUGAUGGCUGAAUUAGGGCCCAUGGCUUGGGAAGAAGGUUGCAGAGGGUCAAGAAGCUUCAGCUCUAGCUGUGUCCUGGUCUCUCUAGGUUUCUUGUUAAUUUACUCAGCACCCACUGCUUUAAGCAGCAUUUCCAACUGUAAAAAUGAGAGCAGUCAGAAGGUAUCUUGUCCAGGCUCUUGAUUUGGUAUUUACGGCUCUUGGUGCCUCUGUAACAUGUGGUGUUACAGGCCAGGGUGGUGGGUGUGUGCGACUAGGAAUUCCGCUGAAAUUCAAGUGGGAUGUACGUUUCUAGCUCCAGCUGGGUGAGUAGAGGCUGGGGAGAUGGUGGGUUUCUGAUAAGGAGAAUCGGUACUUCACGAUGGUACCAGCUGGCAAGGAGAGCAUGCCCAGUGCUUCAAGAAGAGCUGAUUUACACUGUGAAAUUGGAUGAGUAUCUUUCUCGUAGGAACCCCUAAUCUCUGCAUCCAUAUACUCUGCCAUCUACCCACUCAAUAUACUCUAUUCUCCCAGCUUGUCCAGGGUGACCUUUUGUUGCGGGAAGUCAGGGACCCAAAAUGGAGGGACCGACUGAAGCCAUGGCAGAAGAACGUGGUUUGCGAAGAUUUCAUGGACAUUUAUUAGUUCCCCAAAUUAAUACUUUUAUAAUUUCUUAUGCCUGUCUUUACUGCAAUCUCUAAACAUAAAUUGUGAAGAUUUCAUGGAUACUUAUCGCUUCCCCAAUCAAUACCCUUGUGAUUUCCUAUGCCUGUCUUUACUUUAAUCUCUUAAUCCUGUCGUCUGGUAAACCGAGGAGGAUGUAUGUCGCCUCAGGACCCUGUGAUAAUUGCGUUAACUGCACAAAUUGUAGAGCAUGUGUGUUUAAACAAUAUGAAAUCUGGGUACCUUGAAAAAAGAACAGGAUAACAGCAAUGUUUAGGGAACAAGAGAGAUCACCUUAAACUCUGACCGCCCGUGAGCCAGGCAGAACAGAGCCAUAUUUCUCUUCUUUCAAAAGCAAAUGGGAGCCUUUUGGCCAUAACCGCCAUCUUCCAGUAAUUUGCCAAAAUGACGAAUACAAAGGGAAAGAGGAGAGGCACCCGAUGUAUGUUCUCUAGGCCUUUUAGAAAACAUGGAGUUGUUCCUUUGGCCACGUAUAUGCGAGUCUAUAAGAAAGGUGAUAUUGUAGACAUCAAGGGAAUGGGUACUGUUCAAAAAGGAACGCCCCACAUGCAUUACCAUGGCAAAACUGGAAGAGUCUACAAUGUUACCCAGCAUGCUGUUGGCAUUGUUGUAAACAAACAAGUUAAAGGCAAGAUUCUUGCCAAGAGAAUUAAUGUGCGUAUUGAGCACAUUAAGCACUCUAAGAGCCGAGAUAGCUUCCUGAAACGUGUGAAGGAAAAUGAUCAGAAAAAGAAAGAAGCCAAAGAGAAAGUUACCUGGAUUCAACUAAAGCGCCAGCCUGCUCCACCCAGAGAAGCACACUUUGUGAGAACCAAUGGGAAGGAGCCUGAGCUGCUGGAACCUAUUCCCUAAGAAUUCAUGGCAUAAUAGGUGUUAAAAAAAAAAAAAAAGUUA
Pan troglodytes (chimpanzee) is the source of this 1847-nucleotide messenger RNA. Its product is annotated as large ribosomal subunit protein eL21-like. NCBI's taxonomy places the organism in Eukaryota, Metazoa, Chordata, Mammalia, Primates, Hominidae. The coding region runs from base 1338 to 1805 and encodes 155 amino acids. Gene Ontology annotation, biological process: translation. The record is from RefSeq and is a predicted model, not a curated record. The transcript has a single exon. Gene Ontology annotation, molecular function: structural constituent of ribosome. Gene Ontology annotation, cellular component: ribosome.